Molecule: messenger RNA, 482 nt
Organism: Brassica napus (rape)
Lineage: Eukaryota; Viridiplantae; Streptophyta; Magnoliopsida; Brassicales; Brassicaceae
Product: 60S ribosomal protein L38-like
Exons: 3
Coding region: 136-345 (69 amino acids)
Biological process (GO): protein-RNA complex assembly; translation
Cellular component (GO): cytosolic large ribosomal subunit; ribosome
Molecular function (GO): structural constituent of ribosome
Source: RefSeq, a predicted model, not a curated record
AACAGAGAGGUACAUGGGCUAGAGGGUAGAUCUGGUAUUUUAUUAUAUAAGAGUCUAGGGUUCUUGAAAUGAGUUCCUUUUAGUCUUUACAUCGACGGUGUUCUUGCGGCUUAGCUUUAAACAGCAGAUUCUACCAUGCCUAAGCAAAUUCACGAGAUUAAGGACUUCCUUCUGACAGCAAGGAGGAAAGAUGCUCGAUCCGUGAAGAUCAAGAGAAGCAAAGACAUUGUUAAGUUCAAGGUCAGAUGCUCGAAGUACCUCUACACUCUCUGCGUCUUUGACCAAGAGAAAGCCGACAAGCUUAAGCAGUCUCUUCCUCCAGGUUUGAGUGUGCAAGACCUUUGAAGAUGAAGAAGCCUUUGGUGAUUGAUGAAUCUUUGUGCAAUUCUAUAUUUUUCCUCCACUAAGUUUUGUGUCGUUCAGUUAUGCCUAGACUUUUUGUGGAUUGGUUCAGUUUUUAAUACCAGACUAGAUUUUGAUUA